AGUUAUUCAAGGGCGAUUACUGUACCUCGCCGGCGGAGUUGUUGUCUGUCGCCUUGCUGCGGUUAUUAUGACAUAUGAAGAGGUUUUUUCUGACUACGGCGGCCGCAGGGGAUGUUCGCAGAAAAAAUUCCAGUGUCGUAAAUUAAGCAAUUGCAGUGAGUCUGGGGACCACUUUUGUUUCCUUCGGACCCUUCACAAACAGCACUGAGUAUUAAGAAUGGCCCCUUCUGUCACCAGAGGUUUGCUACUGGUCUUGAAAAAUAGCUGGUGAUCAGUUGUGGUUGUCAGUCAGACUUCUGCACCAUUAAUGACAACAUUUAUCCACAUAGAUGGCAUCUAUAGACACCUGUAACCCUGAAAUGACUAUUAUGGGCCCUCAUGGAAUCAAUCGAGCUAUACACCGCUUUGCAUUUUCGGACUGCCAAAACGGAUUAGGCAUUAAAGUUAUUGGAGGCUGUCGAGAGCAGUCUGAAGAAGACUAUGGAAUUUUCAUAAAGAGGAUCUUGCCAGGAGGGAUGGCUGCAACAGACAGUCGACUGCUUAUUGGAGACCUGAUUUUAGAAGUCAAUGGUCAAAACCUGGUUGGGGUAACCAAUGAAAGAGCUGUUGACAUCUUGCGAACAGCGUCAGCAACCAGACAUGUGUCUUUACUGAUUGCCAGAGAUGAAGAAGCAAAAAAAGAGUUCCUAGAUCUGAUGGAGAGAUGCAGCUCGCACAGCAGUACAAGCUCUUCCAGGAGUUCCCCGACACAAGUUCUAGCUGGUAAAGCUAGUGACAGCUUUUCUUCAACAUCUUCUUCAAGGUCAACAAGUCCUCAGCUAUUGCAUUCAAGGGAUACAAACCAUAAUGGAAAACCACCUGCAGCAACUUCUUUUCAAGGCGUCACAAAUGACAGCGCCUUUCAGAUUAUCACGGUUUCCAAGGGAACAGGCCUCGGCUUGAACAUUGUAGGAGGCAUUAACAGGAAUGAAGGACCCUUGGUGUACAUUCUGGAAGUUAUUCCUGGAGCUGAUUGUCACAAGGAUGGUAGGCUGAGACCAGGGGACCAGCUUGUAUCUAUUAACAAGGAGUCAUUUAUUGGAAUCACCUAUGAAGAGGCAAGGACUGUAAUCAACAGGAUGAAGCUGAGGUCAAACUCUUCUUGGGAGAUUGCUUUCAUUAGACAUGAGACUACUCCCAACCAAGUGGAAAAUAUGCAGUCCUCCUCUAGUCUGUUGACUUCAGGUGGUUGUAGACUACAACCUAUUCCACUGCUGCUUAGUCCAGAUUUGUCUCCCAGUGACAAUACAGCUUCAAAAACAUCUUUUCUGAAUAUGACAAAAGCUGGAUUCAAGAAGAGAGAACAAUCUUCAGCAGUUUCUGCAAACAAGAGUACUGCUGACGUGUCUGCUGGGGCUGUCGCCCCCACCUGGAGUGAUGAUUAUGGACCUCAACAAAGGAAGAUUUCACUAAAUCCUACAGUUCGUCUUAAAGCAGAUAGACUAGAAAUGGCUUUGAAUUACCUUGGGAUUCAGCCUUCAAAAGAACAGCAAGAAAUUCUAAGGCAGCAGCUUCCUAAGGAUUUUGAAGGAAUGGUGUCUUUUGGAGAUUUUGUUCAGGUGGCAAGAAGUCUGUUCUCUUUACAGCUGGAUGACACAGGUGGGAUUCAAGGAUCCACAAGAUUUACUGCCCAUGAAAUUGCCAGAUUAUUAGAUUCACAGCCUGUAUCCUGUGAGUCUUUGGAAAACGACGAGACAGAAGAACUUAGAAAAGAGCGAAAUGAAGCUUUGAAAAAAAUAUGCAAAUUAAAGGAAGAAUUGGCAGAGUCAGAGCGCAUGAGAAAGGAACUCGCUGAAGAGCUGCAAACUACCAAGCAAGAAGCAAAGGCAUCUGUGGAAGAGACGAGAACCUUGCGAAGCAGAAUCCAUCUUGCAGAAGCUGCACAAAAGCAAGCUUGCGGAAUGGAAAUGGACUAUGAAGAAGUAAUCAGUCUGCUAGAGAGAGAAAUCUCUGAGUUGAAGGCUCAGAUUGACGACCAUUGUGGCCAAAAUAAAGAUAGCGUCCAAGACUUAAGGAAGAGGAUUACUGUGCUCGACUGCCAGCUGAGAAAAUCUGAAACAGCCAAGAAAACCUUUGAGGUGGCAACUGAAAAGUUACUGCAGUUUGUUGAGGUUAUACCUGAAGUACUAUUAGAUAGUUCCACUUCUCUGACAAAUCUAAGUGACAAAAAAGCCACGUUCUCUUCUAAAAUGCUCCUUGCACGUCUGGGAAGGAAUGGCCGCAGUGUCCCAGCAUCACUUGCAACUGAAGCCAAAGAACUUGCUAGAUCCAUCCGUGCCAUUCUGGAAGCAGAUUGUCUACCUUAUGGAUGGGAAGAAGCCUACACAGCAGACGGAAUCAAAUACUUCAUCAAUCAUGUGACACAAACAACAUCCUGGGUCCACCCUGUCACCAGUGUUCUUGCCUUGUCAUGUUCUGAAGAAAAUGAAGAUGAUGGCUUCAGAGAGCACCCGGAUCCAAAAAGCUGAGAAGACCUCUUACUUCAAUUUGGUUUCAGCCUAGUUGUCAAGAUUACUGUGUCUAGCAUGGAUGUACUAGCUCUGGUUGAAACAGCUGGAAAGUUUGCUGUUGCCUAGCAUUUGGGACUGGACCCACAGGCUAAAUACCCUCUCUCAGUCUGUAUCAGUAGACUCUCUGACAUAGACCACACACUUGUGUUAAUACCCAUUAUGCACCAGUACCACAGGCUCAUUUGUAUUUUUAAAAUAGAAGAGUUUGGACAGGCACUUGAUCCCAGUACCUCUUGCCUGCUUGUAUAUCUUUGGCAUCUUGUCUAUUAAAGGCAGUUCCCAAUAUCUCAUCAUGCUUUAGAGAAACCUGCCCUAAUCUGGAGGGAGAAUUUAGCCCUUGACUGAACAGAGAACAGAAAUAGUUACAGCCUUAGGUCUUAAUAGCUGGGCAGACUGUAUGGCCAGCAUUGUGUAGAUGACAUACACUGGCAUAGACCUCCCAUAACACAGGUGUUUGCAUUUAUAUGAUCAUUGUGGAAAAGAUAUAUCAUACCUCCUUGUGCAAAAAUUUAAUUGAUGCAAUUUCCACUUGCAAUUUCCCCCAUCCACUGGCUCAACUCUAGUGGAUGGGCGAGCCCAGCAGAGUGGGCAUUCCCGAAGCCCUGAAAGAUGAUAGGUGCUGCAUUUUUCUAGCUACACAACUGCAAUUGGAUGAAGCUUGGGGCAUCCACUCUGCAUCUCAAGCAACCAGUGACAGCAGAUUCCCAACAGAAAUACGUUGGCCAAAGUACACUGCCAGCAGUAUUAUUGCAUCUUAAGCAUUAUCACCAGGAACAGGGAACUGAUUGUGCUCCAUCUGUGUUCCAUCCACUCCCUUUCUGCCAUCUCAGAUGUUAUGGAGAAACUUACAGCACAUUGCAGUUAUGACCAAAGUCUGCCUGCCAGUGACAAAGCAAUGCAUUGUGUUGAGGUCCUUGCAAUAGAAAAUCACCCCUCUGUGCAUACAUUACUUAUCAUAAUGUAAAUUUUGCUAGUGAAGUAUGUGAAAAGUCAGGGACUCACUGGGUAAGACUGAGUAGAUUUGUAGAAGCCAUGGAGUUAUCUUGUGAGUGAUGUAGACCUAAGGGUUUGUCUAUACGUUAAACUCAUAUUACUUUACCUAUUGUGGUUCCCCCAUCUUCAGAGUCGCAUUAAUUCUCUGAGGUGGCUGUAAUCUUUUCACAGUGAAUUCUCAGUACUCUGACUGCAGUUAAACUGGUUUUAAUCUGUAGGCUAGGACAUAGUCCAGUUCAGGCAACAGAUGCCCUAGGAGAGUCAGACUUCACUAAUAUAGUGUGCUUAUUGCUUUAAUUUGAGAGUGAUCUUAUGAGUAGCAGUAGAGUUAUUGCUUCCUUCCAGGCCCACAUCUUCAUUUCAUCAUCUUCCUAGACAGUACACAUACUGAGUAAUUAGGUCAAUACUUCUAUCCUACUAAUGGCCAUAGUUACAAUCUUGGUUCCCCCCGCAAACUAUCGGAUAGCAUAUGAGCAACCUGGAGAUGUUUCUCUUCUUUUGCCUACUAAUUAAUGGCUUCUCAGAAGUAGGUCACCAUGUUCACUGUGCUGCUUCUUUAUCCUAGCAUCACUUUGCUGGUCACAUAAGCUACCCUCUGUUCACUUUUUAUUUUUCUUUACUGCCAUGUUGUGAUGCCUGGUAGAUAAUACAUAUAUAUUAAAUAAGAUUAUACUCUUCCUUUAAAAACACAAGAUGUUCCAGCCCAUGGUUUCUUUCCUUACUGCUUCAAGCAAAUUUCAUUCUGCUGAGAACUGUAAAUAGUGAAAUGUAGACUUUGUCUAUAAGGCCACUACACUUAGAUAACCAGGUUCUUUUAACAUUUUUAUAACAAAAUAAAUUACUCUAACUUUUAA
Molecule: messenger RNA, 4396 nt
Organism: Sceloporus undulatus (fence lizard)
Lineage: Eukaryota; Metazoa; Chordata; Lepidosauria; Squamata; Phrynosomatidae
Gene: STXBP4
Product: syntaxin binding protein 4
Exons: 24
Coding region: 330-2507 (725 amino acids)
Biological process (GO): insulin receptor signaling pathway; regulation of insulin secretion involved in cellular response to glucose stimulus
Cellular component (GO): cytoplasmic vesicle
Molecular function (GO): syntaxin binding
Source: RefSeq, a predicted model, not a curated record